Messenger RNA from Effrenium voratum, 1796 nucleotides. NCBI's taxonomy places the organism in Eukaryota, Dinophyceae, Suessiales, Symbiodiniaceae. The record is from the annotation of a GenBank genome assembly.
AGCAUAGCAUAGCUCGAGAAUGCCUGUGCUCUAGUUGCUUGGGCGCUGGCCCCAGCGCCCCAUGGGGGAUGAUGCAGACUGCCUGGAGAUGCCGGGGCAGCCGUAUGCCCUGGCCUUGUGGAACCUCAUCAUCCGGCCACCCCGCAGGCGCUAUGACCUCCUGCGCCUGGGGCCCACGGAGUUCCGCCUGUGGAGCUGCGGGGUCAAGCGGGUGGACUAUGAUCUGAACUGCAGCCGAGGGCUGAAGCUCAGGUGCUCGCACUUUGUGCCGGAGCUGGGCGAGGCAGAGGCAAGGCCCUGCGUCAUUUACCUGCACCAGAACGCGUCCUGCAGGUUAGAAGCCUUGCAGCUGGUGCCUAUGUUCCUGCCGCUGGGGAUCUCGCUGUUCUGUUUCGAUUUCGCCGGCUGCGGGGAGAGCGACGGGGACUACAUUUCUCUUGGGUGGUUUGAAAGAGAUGAUCUAGCUGAUGUUGUGGAACAUCUCCGAGCCUCCGGGCGGGUGUCCUCCAUCGGCCUGUGGGGUCGGUCCAUGGGCGCCGUCACUGCGUUGCUGCAUGCGGACCGUGAUCACUCCAUCGCAGGGAUGGUGUUGGACAGCCCAUUCUGCAACUUGCGGCAGCUCGCCGGUGAACUUGCGCAAAGCGAGUACCUGUCAGUGAAGGUGCCCAGCUGGCUGCUUUCUGGCGCGCUGGCGCUGGGCCGCAUGCGAAUUAAGUUGCUUUGCAACUUUGACAUUGACGAGCUCUCUCCUAUUGACCAUGUCGGCAAUACGUUCAUCCCAGCAUUUUUCUUGCACGGCGUGGACGAUGACUUCAUCAAUCCGCAGCAUUCGCAGAAACUCCACGAGGCCUACACUGGCGAUAAGGAGUUGGAGAUUGUCGCAGGGGAUCACAACACGCAGCGAGACAUGCACGUGACGCGCAAGUCGGUCUUCUUCCUCAUGCAGGCCCUCCGGUGCAAUAUGUCGCCUUUGGGCGAGGGGAGCCUCGCAUCUCUGCUAGGUUUCGAUGCCGGCGAAGUAGACUCCUGUGUGGAUCGCAAGGUGCUGUCUACACGGGUUCAAGCAGAGGCAGCCAGACUUUUGGCCACCUCGAGUCCAGAGCGGAAGGGCAUCCGCCUGCGGGAGGCGCAGCGUGUGUCGCUGUCCUGUCGCCUGGAGGGGGCCAUGCAGCUGACCCGGGCGGGCUCGGAAGCGGGCUACUGCUUCGGGCUGCUGCCACAAGCCUCGGACUAUGGUGGUGCGAACCGGCCGCCCGUGGUGAUCUUCGCGACCAUGUCCCCGAAGGGGCUCAGCGUCACGCAGGCCGUGGAGGGCCGACCCUUGAAAGUGCUGGGGCAGAUGGACAGGGCGAUCGAGGUAGGCAUGCCGGUGCUUUUGGUGGCCGAGUUGACUGACAACUCCAACCACGACAGCUUCUUCGCACCUCCGCAGCCGACGACCUUGCGCCUGUCCCUAGGUGAUGGAGGUGCAGAGAUCAACCUAGCGCUGAGCGAGGAGUACAAGAAAGACGGGUUCUGCUGGCCUGUGAUCAUGGGAGGGGAUGCUGAAAUCUUCGACGUUGACAGCAAGGACCUCAUGGGCCGGCAGGCAUCUUCCGAGGCUCCGGGGGCCGGCGGAGGCGCAAGAGCCAACUCAGCAACGGCUCGGAUCGCUCCGAGACCCGUGCGGUGCCCAGCCCGCCGCCUGAGCCGGCGCCCAGCCACGAGGUGACCAGCUGCUGCCGGCAGUCCUAAGCUUCAGACGGCCGGCGCGUGCGCGCAGGGGGCGCCCGAAGAUGCCCGGAGGUAUCGAAAUG